AGAGGUUUUGUCACCUGAUUCACCACUUUUAAAACUGGAGGAUAACUGUUUGAAUUUAUCUGCCUCUGGAUCAAGUGACAGCAUAUUCAGCUGUACUGUUUUGUCAGUUCCAGAUGGCGAAAAUAUACAUCACAUUGCAAGAUUCUUUGAAGCAGGAGGCUUUUCUGGAUUCUACCGAAAUGUUGCACAUGAAAAGAUUAAGGAAGAUCUAUCAUUAUAUAGCCUUCUUCCUUACCAAUUUUAUAAUGAAAUGGAUGUUGAUAUAUGCUCCAAAAGGAAUAUGUCCUUAUUCAAGGCUUUGAAAAAAGGUACAUGGUUUGUGAUCAAGAACCGUCUUUGUGGGAAAACCUAUUAUUGACCUACCGUGCCAACAAAGUUCAAUCAACUGAACUUGUGUCAUUUAAACUACCAAUGAUUCACCAUGAGCUAUCCUUGGAGUCUCAGUUUUUUUAUAUUUCUUCAAUACCUAACUUUCAUAAAUGGGUAUGGUGUAGUGAUGAGAUAAAGCAAGUAGAGGUAAAGUAUGUUCAAAAGUUCUCAACAAGCUGUAGAAGAUAUCCAGCAUCUCCAAGAAACAGAAUUCUUCAGGCAUGUAAUUUCAGAGGUUCUGAAGAAGCUAGCGAAGUAGUGAUUGCUGUUUUAAAUUGCAUUCUUGGUAACAUAGUAGAAAUACCUUAUUAUAAAAAUAAAAAAUUGCCAAGUACAACAAGAAAAAGGAAAUUCCACCUGAUUUCAAAGAGAAACAACAGGAAGAAUGCAGAAGAGAGUGAUGGUGAUGAAGAAGAUGCCUCUGACUCUAGUAUACAGGUUGAUAUUAUGGAGAGUAUACAACUUCAAAAUGUAGCUUCCUCCAGUGAAUCGUUGUAUCAGUAUUUUUGUGGACAGUUGUUCAACUAUGGCACCUUCAAAUGGAGAGUUAAAUCAGCUACAAAGUUGUUGUCGUGA
Messenger RNA from Hydractinia symbiolongicarpus, 945 nucleotides. RefSeq lists its product as uncharacterized. The record is from RefSeq and is a predicted model, not a curated record. The coding region runs from base 265 to 945 and encodes 226 amino acids. The transcript has 3 exons. NCBI's taxonomy places the organism in Eukaryota, Metazoa, Cnidaria, Hydrozoa, Anthoathecata, Hydractiniidae.